CAAUGUCCUAAACCCCGCCUGUGCCUGUGCUAUACUACAAAUGCUAUAAAUUAUAGAGAGAAGAAAUGGGAUCAUAUAUGGCCAUUACAUACCACAGCUGCAACCGUGUUUUCUGAGUGAGACGUUUUUAAAAGCAAAAGCAGAGAGAAAUGGCGAUGAGGAGGGCUGCUGCUUCCGCGCUUCGAACCGUCUCUGCUUCUCGGUUUUCGGCCACAUCGCCUCUUCACAGAUACCUCCAUGCUUCUCCUGGGAGCAAGAAGAUUGUUGGGGUGUUCUACAAGGCUAAUGAGUAUGCCUCGAUGAAUCCCAAUUUCGUAGGUUGUGUGGAGGGAUCCUUGGGCAUACGCGAUUGGCUGGAAUCACAAGGCCAUCAAUACAUUGUAACAGAUGAUAAAGAAGGUCCUGAUUGUGAACUUGAAAAACAUAUUCCUGAUCUUCAUGUCCUAAUAACAACGCCCUUUCACCCAGCCUAUGUUACGGAAGAAAGGAUCAAGAAGGCCAAGAAUUUACAACUUCUUCUCACAGCUGGAAUUGGCUCUGAUCAUAUUGAUUUGAAAGCUGCAGCUGCUGCCGGAUUAACUGUUGCUGAGGUCACUGGAAGUAAUGUAGUAUCAGUUGCAGAAGAUGAGCUCAUGAGAAUCCUCAUUCUUGUGCGGAAUUUCUUACCUGGUUAUCAUCAAGUUAUUAAUGGGGAAUGGAAUGUGGCUGGCAUUUCUCAUAGAGCUUAUGACCUUGAGGGCAAGACAGUGGGAACCGUUGGUGCUGGACGUAUUGGCAGGCUUUUGCUCCAACGUUUGAAGCCCUUCAACUGCAAUCUUCUUUACCAUGACAGAAUCAAGAUGGAUCCAGAGUUGGAAAAUCAGAUUGGGGCCAAGUUUGAAGAGGAUCUUGAUGCAAUGCUUCCAAAGUGUGACAUAAUUGUUAUCAAUACACCUCUUACAGAGAAAACAAGAGGGAUGUUUGACAAGGAUAGGAUCUCAAAGAUGAAAAGAGGUGUCCUGAUUGUGAAUAAUGCUCGAGGGGCAAUAAUGGACACCCAAGCAGUUGUUGAUGGGUGCUCCAGUGGGCAUAUAGCAGGCUACAGUGGUGAUGUGUGGUAUCCACAACCAGCACCCAAAGAUCAUCCAUGGCGAUACAUGCCGAACCAGGCAAUGACACCUCAUAUUUCUGGUACCACCAUUGAUGCUCAGCUACGGUACGCAGCUGGAGUGAAGGACAUGCUGGACAGGUACUUCAUGGGAGAAGCCUUUCCCCCACAAAAUUACAUUGUCAAUGAGGGAAAGCUUGCAAGCCAGUACCUCUGAUUCUACUCUUCCAUAAAUAUUUAGAAAGCCUUACUGGCUAGUUGGUGGAUGCAGCUCCCAGUUCCCACCGACCUGGGAUGGGAUUGAAUACCGUCUUCAUCUUUUUCCAUCUCCCCACCCCCAAGUUUACCUAUCAAAAUAGUAGUGGGAUCUCUAUCAUGCAAAUAAAAGCAAUUCUGCAAUAACAGAGUGGAUAUGUUGGAAGGUUCCGUCUCUUUCUCUUUUCUUCCCAUUUCCUGAAUUCAGUAUGUGAGGGUUGAGAGAAUUUCAUCAUUUGUAGUCGAUAAAUGAGCCAUAUGGAAAUACUAAAGAACUAUGAUGGGUUUUAAUUUAUAAGAGCAUUUUCCCUCGAGGAUUUGAUAAUUUA
Messenger RNA from Nelumbo nucifera (sacred lotus), 1671 nucleotides. It is a transcript of the gene FDH, whose product is annotated as formate dehydrogenase. Gene Ontology annotation, cellular component: mitochondrion; chloroplast. Lineage: Eukaryota; Viridiplantae; Streptophyta; Magnoliopsida; Proteales; Nelumbonaceae. The record is from RefSeq and is a predicted model, not a curated record. Gene Ontology annotation, molecular function: formate dehydrogenase (NAD+) activity; NAD binding; oxidoreductase activity, acting on the CH-OH group of donors, NAD or NADP as acceptor.